AAAUCUGUAUGAUUGUGUUCUAUUCAAACACCCCGUUUCCAUUGCACGCUUCUCCUUUCCAGGGUCCUGGUAUUCAAUUGCCGAUGAGACGCAAGAAGGUAGGCGAAGCGCAGGGUUGUGUCUCAUUCAUAAAUUACUAGGAUUCGUUCCUCCCAACCCUGUUCCUUCCUCUUAUGCCCCCAUAUCCCACGCCCUAAACAUCCGAAGAUGGUUUGGGGAUUGAUUCCCGUCGAUUCCCCUCGAGGUGCACAGAAAUACUACAUCUUCUCCAGAGGAACAUACAAAGUUGGUCGAAAAGAUUGUGAUAUUAUUGUCCAAACAGACACGUCAGUAUCCCGAGUUCAUGCAGAGAUUGUUGUUGAUAAAAUGACUUCUUAUGAUGCUUCUCAUAUUGGGUCUGGUACUUUUCCCUCCUAUGCCCGGAUCAUUGAUCGCUCAAGAUAUGGUACAUCUGUUAAUAAAGAACUUGGGGCUGACGGAGUUUGUUUGCGUAAAGAUCUGGAGGCAAAACUUAAGGAUGGGGAUUUGGUAACAUUUGGAACUGGCAAUGCAACUUUCAGGUUUUGUUUUGUGCCCCUUGUAAUCUUUCUUCAUUGCUCAAAGCCCAUCCAAGCAAAUCAUUCACUUGAAGCCAGCAUUUCAUCUAUUGGGGCACACAUUUCUUGUACUUGGAGCAAUGAGUGCACGCAUGUUCUUGUUGAUGAAUCUUCUCCAGUAACACUCGAGCUUAUUGAAGCGAUUCUUUCUAAGAAACCGAUUGUCCUUAGUGAUUGGUGUAAGGUCCUUGCUGAGCAAAAAAUUUGCAUAGAAAUUCCUUCUUGGACUUCUUCACCAGAAUGGCUUCUGGUUCGUUAUUCCAGCUACAUUCCGAGUUUGACUAUAGAUGGGAUGUUGGUAAGGGUUGUAGAGCCCAAGUCUCGUGAGAAAUGUCUAGCAGACUAUACCUUUGUUCUGGGAUCAUCACAUAAGUAUAAAUUUGGUGAUAAGUUCCGAUCACUACUUGAAGUGGCUGGAGCAAAAUCUUUCCAUGUUGAUGAAUUUUGUUCAAAUAGCCAGACUUCAGCAGAUGGAGAAAACAACCAAGUAGUUCUGGUAAUUCCUGGAGAACCAACUAAUGAAUUUGAUCACUUUCGUGAGCUGUCUUCCUUGUCCAGAGUUACUGAAGUGAGAUUGGUUGCUGCCAUUUUAUCUGGACACUUGGAAUCAUCCAUCAUUGAACCCCCUGCUUGUUUGGACUUAAGAAUCACAAAGGACAUUUUUGAAGCAAUUGAUGCAGACUUCUUAGCAUCAUGUUCAAACAAUUUCAUCCAGUUACAUAUCAAACUGCUUCCUUCUGAGUUGUUGACUGUUAUCAUUUCAUCUUCACAUUCCACUGAUGAGACUAUGGUAGCGGAUUCUGAUGUUGAAAUUGAUACUGCCACAUCUGAUCGUGCUGCUGCCAUCGCCAAUCUUCCUGAUGCCCUCAGAUGUGAACAUGAUGAAAUUGUAAAAGAAUCUGAAAACAGAGAAGAUGUGAGAAAUUUUGAGGACACCCCAAAAAAUGUAAAUUAUUCCCUCUAUGAACAUGAAGAGAAAAAUCCAACAGUAUCUGAAGAUGGAGAAGAAACCAGAGAUCGAGAUGACAGAAAUAACUGUACUAAAUAUUCAGUCUUAUCUCCAGACAAGUCCAAUAUUUCAGGCCCAAAGUUUGAGAAUGUUGGUGUUAUGAAAAGGGUGGACAAAAGUGAGGAAGCUGUUGCUGACAGACAUGAAAAUUCAGACAUCAUAUACAGUCAAGAUUUGAUCGUAAAGAAUAUUGGCACUCUGAUUCCUGUUAGAUCUACCACAAAGAAGGUUGUCAACUUCAAAUGCUUUAGAAAGAGAAAUACAAUGUCUGGCAAUAGCUUCAGAAAUCUCAUUCCUUUUUCAAAAGAUCCAUAUCUUGAAUCUGGUUGUGGGAGCAAUGAAUCAUCUGAGUACAUGAAGGAAGAGAAGAAGCGUAAGCAAAUGGAAGCUAUCGCCGAGGACUUGUUCAACAAUGAGAAGGUGAGGAAACGUGCCACUGCUUGUACUUCUCUUCAAGCCCUUCUUUCACGUCGCUGACAAAGGUCAAAAUGUAGAAUGCCUGGAUGUAAAGUGUAUUGUUUGCUGAGUGCCUUUAAAAACCAGUGAUCAUAAUGCUAUAAUUAAUCUGAAUAGGUGGAGUAACUGUGACUUGAUGUAAUCUUCCAGAUAAAGGAACUCAUGUCCAGUGAUUAUAAUGCUAAUAGUUAACCUGAAUAGGUGAAGGAACUGUGACUUGAUGCAGUCUUGCAGAUACAGGAACUCAUGCAGCCUUCGUGUUCUACUGGAAUGUUUUGUGCAGAAUCAGGCCAAGUGAAUGUAAAUAUCAGAAAUUCUGGAAAAAAGAAAAGUGGAGUUGCCUGCCUUUUUAUUUAUUGCUACUUCUGUGUACUGCAUUUUGACACAGUAAAAUUUCAACAUUCAGGAUU
Elaeis guineensis (African oil palm) is the source of this 2471-nucleotide messenger RNA. The record is from RefSeq and is a predicted model, not a curated record. NCBI's taxonomy places the organism in Eukaryota, Viridiplantae, Streptophyta, Magnoliopsida, Arecales, Arecaceae.